ACACAAGAUUAGACUGAAUCUGUUAACAGAGCAUGCUGUUUAGGAAAGGACUUUGUGGAAACCAGUAUUUGGGUGUCUGUGUCGUGUCUUUUGUUCACCAAAGGGGGCAGCACCGAGCCCAGCUGUCACCUGUUCAGUAGACUGACAAAAUGGAAGACGUUAUUCCUUCUGUAACUUUGCAUCCCCUAUGGUGGAUACUUCUUCUGAUUAUCGGUGCACAGCAGCUGAGUGCAGGACUAACUGAGGGCCCAUGUCAAGGAAGAGACUGCUCACAGUGUCUUUGUCUUCCUGCCAAAGGUGCACAGGGAACUCCAGGGAAACUUGGUAGGCAAGGUCGUCAGGGACCAACGGGGCCAGUGGGAGCUCAAGGGCCACCAGGAGAGAAAGGAAGGAGAGGAGCAAUGGGAUUAUGUGGGCCAGAAGGGACAAAUGGAGAUCCUGGAGUGACUGGUCUUCCUGGUUUCACUGGUCAUGAUGGGUCACAGGGUCACCCAGGGGCAGGUGGUGAGCCAGGUUUGCCAGGGGUGGAUGGCUGUAAUGGGACAGGAGGUCAACCAGGACAGCCUGGUUUACCUGGUCUGGAUGGCCUUCAUGGGCCACCAGGAAUACCUGGUCCAAAAGGAAGUAAAGGAGAACCUUUGUAUGAUGGUACCCUGCCAGGUCUUCCUGGAGAGCGUGGGACAGAUGGAGACCCUGGUCCACCUGGAAGACCAGGGGACAUUGGACAUAAAGGGCAGAUUGGUCCACCAGGCCUUCCUGGGUUUCAGGGUUCGGACGGGCUUCAAGGUGCAAGAGGACCACCAGGUGAUCCAGGAGGGUCACUCCGUGGGACUAAAGGUGACACUGGUGAACAGGGCCCACCUGGUCCCCCAGGACCAGAGGAAGUGGUUGUUCUUCCUCCAGAGUUCCUUCCCCCUAAAGGUGUCAAGGGUAAUACAGAAGAACACGCAAGUCAAAAACUUAAAGGAGAACAAGGAAUCCCUGGAUUUCCAGGAGCAAGGGGUCCUCAUGGACUUCCAGGUAGGGAUGGAUCAACGGGAGCMGAGGGUUUACCAGGAAACAUAGGACAUCCAGGCCUCAAAGGAAGAAUUGGAGAGAAGGGUUAUCUGGGUGAUCCAGGUCCUCCUGGUCCUUUGCUGUUUCMUAAUGCAAGUUAUGUGAGAGGUCCUAAAGGAGACCCUGGAUAUCCAGGUGCUCCUGGACUUCCUGGGGACCCUGGUUAUAUGGGCACACCCGGGCCUCCGGGUCUACCAGGGCACAAAGAAGAGCAAAGUCUUCCUGGUCCACAAGGACUUCCUGGAGAAAAGGGCAACAAGGGAGAACCAGCGAGUUAUCAUGAUAGCUUAUUUCCAGGACCUAAAGGGGAAAAAGGAGUUCCAGGUGUUAAAGGAGUCACAGGCCUCCCAGGUCCUCCAGGAUGUGGAGACUAUUAUUGUGAACCUGGAACCCCAGGAGAACCAGGGGAUCAUGGAUCAAAAGGACUACAUGGAAACAAAGGGCUCAGAGGAAUUAAAGGUUGUCCAGGGGAAUGUGAGUGUGCUGUUGGCAUUGGAAGUAUAGGGCUCCCGGGUCUACCUGGUUAUCCAGGCCCCCMAGGCUUACCUGGAGCUCCAGGACCCAAAGGAGAUCCAGGACUCCAAGGAACUGAAGGCUCAAGAGGCCCACAAGGCUAUCAAGGAAUUACAGGUUCAAAAGGAAGAAAGGGUCAGAAAGGUGAAUCUUUUGUGGAUAGUAUUAAAGGUGCUAAGGGUGACACAGGAGAACCUGGGUAUUCUGGUCCUCCUGGUAGAACAGGUAGGCCUGGACAGGAAGGUAUUCCUGGUGAGGAAGGGGAACCUGGACCACCGGGUCAGAGGAAUUCAGGAUUACCUGGUCCAAAAGGUUACCCAGGUCCUCCUGGAAUGAAAGGGUUUCCAGGAUCUGUGGGGUCCCCUGGCCCUGGUUUCCCAGGCCCAGUGGGCAUACCUGGGCCUCAGGGAAAUCAGGGUUUUCCUGGACUACCUGGAAUUUCUGGAAGACCAGGGCCUCCAGGUGAAUCAGAUGAGUGCUGCAAUGAAGACCCAGUUGGCCCACCAGGUUCUAAGGGUGAGCCAGGUGAACCGGGGAUACCAGGCCAGCCAGGAAGAGAUGGGUUUCCAGGAAUACCUGGACAACCUGGACCCAAAGGAAUGAAAGGAGAUGACAGUGGAACUGGAGGGAUUGGGCCAGAAGGACCUCAAGGUUUGAAUGGGGAUCCUGGUGACCCUGGUCCCAGUGGUAUUAGUUUGGAUGGCCCUCAAGGGCUUCCUGGGUUACCUGGAUCCCCAGGAAGGAAGGGUGCCCCAGGAGACAACCUCUAUCCUAGGCCAGGUGCUCCAGGUGCUACAGGACCUCGUGGAGCUGUGGGAUCCCAAGGAACCAUUGGAACUCCUGGAAGACCAGGAUUACCUGGCAUACAAGGCCAACCAGGACACCUGGGCAGUAAAGGAGGACCUGGUGAUGAUGGGGAUCCUGGAGCAACUGGUCCCCAAGGCCUGCCCUGUACUCCUUGUGAUCUGAUAAGUUCACAAGGACCUCCAGGACCUCCAGGACACCCUGGAAUAAGGGGAAUACCAGGCUACCUUGGUCUGAAAGGUGCGAGAGGAGAUGUUGGGCUCCCUGGCCAUGGUCGGAAGGGUUCAAAAGGUUUUACUGGUAAUCCAGGUGCUCCAGGCCCAGCUGGACCWAGAGGUACUGAUGGUUCUCCAGGAGAUCCCGGUAGUGAUGGUUUGCCAGGACAAAAGGGAGAGAGGGGCUAUCCUGGCAGACCUGGGACAGGAGGCUUGCCAGGAUUUCCUGGACCACCAGGGCCAAGUGGUAAACAGGGAGAACAAGGUUUUACCGGCCACCCUGGUGUUCCAGGGGAUUCAGGAAUACCUGGUAAAAAAGGUAUGCGUGGACCUCCAGGAUUCCCAGGAGUUUCAAAUAUUGUGAACACAGUAAAAGGGCAGACUGGAUCUCCAGGAAACAGAGGUCAAAUUGGCCAGGCAGGACUUCCAGGUCCAAAGGGCCGAAGAGGAGUGCCAGGUGAUUUAGGAACCAAUGGAUUGUAUGGCCUCCCAGGAUUUAAGGGCCCCGCUGGUGUUCCGGGCAGGCCGGGAGAAUCUGGACCACCUGGAUAUCCUGGAAGUAAAGGCUUCCCAGGUCCAAGGGGAUAUCCUGGGCUUCCUGGAGAUAGGGGAGAUCCAGGGCCUCCAGGAAACAUUGGUAUCCCAGGACUUCCAGGAUUACCUGGUGUCAAAGGUGAUCAAGGACAAUUCUAUGGGACACCUGGUCCACCUGGACCCAAAGGAUUGCCUGGCGAAAAUGGGCCCAGUGCACCUAGAGGAAGCCCAGGAGAUCCAGGUGAGCCAGGACCAAGAGGAAGGCCAGGGCAACCUGGAUAUCAAGGCAGUCCUGGAGAAACAGGAAGACAAGGAGGACCAGGCUUUCCUGGGCCUCGUGGUCUUGCAGGUCAUCCAGGUUUUCCAGGUCCUACUGGCGAUCAAGGAGUCRUGGGCCAACCAGGACCCCCUGGUUCAUAUGGGUUCCCAGGACAGCCUGGUUCACCAGGUCUGGAUGGAUUGGAUGGGCUAAGAGGUCCAAAAGGAAUGAAAGGAUCAAGUGGAAUAGGUAUUCCUGGUGCUCCUGGACAAUAUGGCCUUCCUGGAGUCAAAGGCAUUAGAGGUCCACCCGGGCCUCCAGGAGUGACUUUUCCAGGACCUAAAGGCCAAAGUGGGGCACCUGGCAACACAGGCCCUCCAGGCCUGCCAGGUGAGCCUGGUCACCCUGGCACAACAUGUCAAACACCAUUCCCUGGAACCCAGGGUGACAGAGGAUAUGAAGGACCUGCAGGACCYCCAGGACCACCUGGAUCACCUGGAUUACCAGGCAGCAGCAUUUUAUUCAAAGGAGACCCAGGACCAGUUGGGCCUCCUGGAUUGCCAGGAUGUAAAGGGGGUAGGGGUCUUCCAGGAACUCCUGGACCUCAGAACCGCUAUGGUCUUACAGGACCAAAAGGAGUGGAAGGACCAGCCGGUCCAAGAGGCCCUACGGGACACAAAGGUCAAAGAGGUGCCCCUGGGCCACAAGGCCGCAAAGGAGAAACUGGCCUUGUUGGGAAUGCAGGUGCUAAAGGUGCACCUGGUGACUUAAUCACUGAAGGUAUAGGAGUGGCUCCUCCAGGACUACCAGGGCCACAUGGUGCUCCCGGACCAGUUGGGUUUGCAGGUUCUGUGGGUCCAUCUGGACCUCAAGGAAGGAAGGGAGAAAAGGGUCCUAAAGGGUCUAGGGGUGUUCCUGGUGGGCCAGGUCUUCCUGGUCUUGAUGGUUCAGUUGGAGACCCAGGAAAUAUUGGUGUACAAGGAUUUCCAGGGCCUCAAGGCAGUCCGGGUCUUCCUGGUGAUCCAGGUGACCCAGGCUACAGAGGGCCACUAAAGUCAGCCUUCCUUUUGGUUGUCCACAGCCAGUCAAUUCAUGUGCCACACUGCCCUUUGGGUAGCACUCAGCUUUGGGUGGGAUACAGUCUUGUUUACUUAGAAGGACAAGAAAAAGCUCAUACACAAGAUCUGGGUCAGCCUGGUUCUUGUCUCCCAGUUUUCUCCACCAUGCCUUUUUCCUACUGUGACAAAGCUGCCUGCUACUACUCUAGCCGCAAUGACAAAUCCUACUGGCUCUCCACGACUGCUCCCAUACCCAUGAUGCCACUUGUUGGCCCAGAAAUAAACAUCCACAUAAGCC
Molecule: messenger RNA, 4737 nt
Organism: Austrofundulus limnaeus
Lineage: Eukaryota; Metazoa; Chordata; Actinopteri; Cyprinodontiformes; Rivulidae
Product: collagen alpha-4(IV) chain
Cellular component (GO): collagen trimer; extracellular matrix
Molecular function (GO): extracellular matrix structural constituent
Source: RefSeq, a predicted model, not a curated record